Molecule: messenger RNA, 447 nt
Organism: Miscanthus lutarioriparius
Lineage: Eukaryota; Viridiplantae; Streptophyta; Magnoliopsida; Poales; Poaceae
Source: the annotation of a GenBank genome assembly
AUGGGAGGCCACGGUGCUGCCGGCGAGCAGGUCCAGCCUAUGAGGGACGACCACAAGACCGACGGCCUCCUGCGCCGCUCUGGCAGCUCCUCCAGCUCAAGCUCGUCUGAGGAUGACGGCAUGGCCGGGAGGAGGAAGAAAGGAAUCAAGGAGAAGAUCAGGGAGAAGCUCCCCGGAGGCCACAAGGACAACAACCGGGAGGACACGGCCUCUGGGAAGCAGGGACACGUCGGGAUGAUAGCCACUGGUGGGCACGUAUCGAGGGAACCGGAGAAAAGAAGGGCCUCAUGGACAAGAUCAAGGACAGACUUCCGGGGCAGGACUGAGCUAUCUUGUUCAUGUUCAACGGUAAGCCAGGGCAGAGGGCAGAUCCAGCAGGUCCCUGGUCUGGUUGGAGCAUUGAAAGCGUGGCUGCACGGACUUCCUCUCCGAUCUUCCUUGGUUUGA